Molecule: messenger RNA, 2095 nt
Organism: Suncus etruscus (white-toothed pygmy shrew)
Lineage: Eukaryota; Metazoa; Chordata; Mammalia; Eulipotyphla; Soricidae
Gene: TAF6L
Product: TATA-box binding protein associated factor 6 like
Exons: 12
Coding region: 178-2064 (628 amino acids)
Biological process (GO): RNA polymerase II preinitiation complex assembly; transcription initiation at RNA polymerase II promoter
Cellular component (GO): SAGA complex; SLIK (SAGA-like) complex; transcription factor TFIID complex
Molecular function (GO): protein heterodimerization activity; RNA polymerase II general transcription initiation factor activity; transcription coactivator activity
Source: RefSeq, a predicted model, not a curated record
UGGGCGCCGAGAGAGGGAAUGGCGGCGGCGAGCCGGCUGAGCGGGGCGCCGCUUUCCGCCGCGGUCGGCGCGCUGGAACUUCCAGAUGUUUAUUGAGUCAGUUAUGUGCUGACUCUGCUGAGUGCUGAGUCUGUGUUAUAUGCUGACGCCACUGGCAUCUGUAGUUUCAUCGGGGCCAUGUCGGAGCGAGAAGAGCGACGCUUUGUGGAGAUCCCGCGUGAGUCGGUGCGCCUCAUGGCUGAGAGCAUUGGUCUGGAGCUGAGUGAUGAGGUGGCAGCCCUGCUGGCUGAGGACGUGUGCUACCGGCUUCGAGAGGCCACGCAGAACAGCUCCCAGUUCAUGAAACACACCAAACGGCGGAAGCUGACUGUGGAGGAUUUUAACAGAGCCCUCCGGUGGAGCAGUGUGGAGGCCGUGUGUGGUUAUGGGUCCCAGGAGGCACUGCCGCUUCGCCCUGCGCGUGAGGGUGACCUCUACUUCCCUGAGGACAAAGAGGUCAACCUGGUGGAGCUGGCCCUGGCCACCAACAUCCCCAAAGGCUGUGCUGAGACAGCUGUGAGAGUUCACGUCUCCUAUCUGGAUGGCAAAGGCAACUUGGCACCCCAAGGCUCCGUGCCCAGUGCUGUGUCUUCCCUGACCGAUGACCUGCUCAAGUACUACCAGCAGGUGACCCGGGCCGUGCUGGGUGAUGAUCCGCAGCUGAUGAAGAUCGCUCUCCAGGAUCUACAGACCAACUCCAAGAUCGCAGCACUUCUCCCGUACUUCGUGUAUGUGGUCAGUGGGGUGAAAUCUGUAAGCCACGACCUGGAGCAGCUGCAUCGGCUCUUGCAAGUGGCUCGGAGUUUGGUGCUGAACCCGCACCUCUGCCUGGGGCCCUACGUCCGUUCUCUGGUGGGCAGCGUCCUCUACUGUGUCCUGGAGCCCCUGGCUGCCUCCAUCAACCCCCUGAAUGACCACUGGACUCUGCGGGACGGAGCUGCCCUCCUGCUCAGCCACAUCUUCUGGACUCACGGAGACCUGGUCACUGGCCUCUACCAGCAGAUCCUGCUCUCCCUGCAGAAGGUCUUGGCAGACCCCGUGCGGCCUCUCUGCUCUCACUACGGGGCCGUGGUGGGGCUGCAUGCUCUUGGCUGGAAGGCGGUGGAACGCGUCCUGUACCCUCACCUUUCCACUUACUGGACAAACCUGCAGGCCGUGCUGGACGACUACUCCGUGUCUAACGCCCAGGUCAAAGCCGACGGCCACAAAGUCUACGGGGCCAUUUUGGUGGCCGUGGAGCGGCUGCUGAAGAUGAAGGCGCAGGCGGCGGAGCCCGGCAAGGGCGGCCCGGGCGGCGGCCACGUGGGCGGGCGGCGCUGCGAGGACCUGCCCUGGGACGGCCUCCUGCUGCAGGAGUCGCCCGCGGGGGGCGGCGCGGAGCCGGGCUUCGGGGCGGGCCUCCCCGCCGCCCCUCCGGCCGGGGGCGCGGGGACCGAGGAGCCGGCGGCCGCCGUGGCGCUGGCGGACGUGUACCGGGAGCUGUACGCCUUCUUCGGCGACAGCCUGGCCACGCGCUUCGGCACGGGCCAGCCGGCGCCCUCGGCCCCGCGGCCGCCCGGGGACAAGAAGGAGCCGCCGGCCGCGCCGGACUCGGCGCGCAAGAUGCCGCAGCUGACGGCCGACGCCGUGGCCAGCCCGCCGGGCGGCGACAGCCCCCGCGGCGCGGGCGGCCCGUCCUCGGCCUGCGGCCCCGCCAACGCCGCCGCCGGCGCGGAGAGCCGGCCGCUGCCGCGCGUGCACCGGGCGCGGGGGGCGCCCCGCCAGCAGGGCCCGGGCGCCGGCACGCGCGACGUCUUCCAGAAGAGCCGCUUCGCGCCGCGCGGGGCGCCGCACUUCCGCUUCAUCAUCGCCGGGCGGCAGGCCGGGAGGCGCUGCCGCGGGCGGCUCUUCCAGACCGCCUUCCCCGCGCCCUACGGGCCCAGCCCGGCCUCGCGCUACGUGCAGAAGCUGCCCAUGAUCGGCCGCACCAGCCGCCCGGCCCGCCGCUGGGCGCCCUCGGACUACUCGCUCUUCCUGCCGCUGUGACUCGCGGGCGGGCAAUAAAGGCGCGCCGGAA